CUGUUGGGCACAUUCCAAAAUACCCAAAACACAAGAAUCAGGGUUCUUGCUUCUUUUGGUCAUAAAUCUUUCCAAUGGCCAGACAAGCAUGGUUGGUUGAUCCUAAUAGGCUUGCAACAAAGAUUCUUAGUGCAUCAAGUGAUCCAAAAAGAACCAACUGGAAGAGUAAUCCUACAAAAGCUUGCCCUAAUUGCCAGUAUAGAAUUGACAACAGUGAUGUAAGUCAUGAAUGGCCAGGAUUACCAAGAGGGGUGAAGUUUGAUCCAUCUGAUCAAGAGAUUGUCUGGCACUUAAUUGCGAAAUUUGGAGCCGAAGAUUUGCAAACUCAUCCUUUUAUUGAUGAGUUCAUUCCAACAGUUGAAGAAGAUGAUGGAAUCUGCUAUACACAUCCUCAAAAUUUACCCGGUAUUAAGAUGGAUGGAAGUUGUUCGCACUUCUUUCACAGAGCAAUAAAAGCCUACAAUACAGGAACUCGAAAGCGCCGAAAGAUACAUGGUGAUAAUUUUGGAGAUGUUCGUUGGCACAAGACUGGUCGCACAAAACCUGUUCUCUUGGAUGGUGUACAAAAAGGUUGUAAGAAGAUAAUGGUUCUAUAUGUCAGCCCUGCCAAGGGUGGUAAACCAGAGAAAACAAAUUGGGUUAUGCAUCAGUAUCACCUUGGAACAAGCGAAGAUGAAAGAGAAGGAGAAUAUGUAAUCUCCAAGGUGUAUUAUCAGCAGCAGCAGGUUAAGCAUAAUAAGAAAAGUGAAUGUCAAUCUCCGAAUGGCCAUGAAUGUUUGACUGUCAAGGAGGUGAACUACAUUGAAGACCACAUGGAAACUCCAUUUCAGAAGUCUGGUAAUCAUGACCUAAUCACUGAGAAUCAAAUUGAUGAAAUGGAGGCGAAAAAUGAAAAUGAAGCUGGUGAUGACCCGAAAUGGUAUGACCUUGAGUCACAAAACAUAAUGGAUUCGCAGCAGCUUGCGGAAUAUAUAUCAUUGUGUGAUGAAUUUAUCAUUAGCCAAUCUCCAAGUAGGGAGGAUCAGCAAAACCAUAAAGAAAAGAAGCGCAAGACCUGUCUUUCUGAUCAUUAUGCAUGCCUGGGGGCGGAGGAUUUGAAAAAAGAUUUAGAGGAGUGCCAAGAUUAUGAGCAGCAAAACCAUAAAGAAAAGAAGUGCAAGACCCGUCUUUCUGAUCAUUAUGCAUGCCUGGGGGCGGAGGAUUUGAAAAAAGAUUCAGAGUGCCAAGAUUAUGAGCUUGAUCCAGCGAACAUUAUACUAGACACUCCACCUGACUUUCGGCUUAGCCAACUUGAGUUUGGAUCACAGGACAGUUUCAUUGCCUGGGGUGGGCACAAGAUUGGUUCUGAAGAGCAAGGAGAUUAACGGCAUCAUUAGACAGAUUUUGCUCCAAAGUGGACUGCUAACUCCACCAAUAUCGCUAUUUCUUUUUGAGGCCUGCUUGGAUGAACUAUGCCCGAAUGCCAGUGAAUGGUAUUAAUAUUUCAUGCAGUAUCUAGCUUUUUAACCUUAUGCCAUAAGGUCGGUCUUUUCCAUUUUUGAAGCCAGAUUAACUGCGUGUUCAAUGCUACUUAUUUCCUUUCAUGUUUUGUAACAAAAUUAUAUAAUGUAUAUAUGCUAAACACCUCAUGUCUGUUGGCAUAUUAACUAUUUUCCUCAUGGCCAAGCACGGCUUAUACACUGAGGCUUACCCUCAACCUACCAGUUACUAGGAGGCUAACCAAUGUUCUUAUUAUAGUUGUGUCUAAGAGGACAAAGCUCAUUUUUGGUUUGGCAUUUUCUCAACGAAAAAUGUUUGUUCUUGAAAA
Messenger RNA from Ipomoea triloba (trilobed morning glory), 1807 nucleotides. RefSeq names its product SUPPRESSOR OF GAMMA RESPONSE 1-like. Gene Ontology annotation, molecular function: DNA-binding transcription factor activity; transcription cis-regulatory region binding. Bases 75 to 1364 code for a protein of 429 amino acids. Gene Ontology annotation, biological process: regulation of DNA-templated transcription. Gene Ontology annotation, cellular component: nucleus. The transcript is spliced from 6 exons. Lineage: Eukaryota; Viridiplantae; Streptophyta; Magnoliopsida; Solanales; Convolvulaceae. The record is from RefSeq and is a predicted model, not a curated record.